This is a messenger RNA of Nothobranchius furzeri (turquoise killifish), 4554 nucleotides long. It is a transcript of the gene mlh3, whose product is annotated as mutL homolog 3 (E. coli). The record is from RefSeq and is a predicted model, not a curated record. Lineage: Eukaryota; Metazoa; Chordata; Actinopteri; Cyprinodontiformes; Nothobranchiidae. Gene Ontology annotation, molecular function: mismatched DNA binding; ATP-dependent DNA damage sensor activity; ATP hydrolysis activity. Gene Ontology annotation, biological process: mismatch repair. Gene Ontology annotation, cellular component: mismatch repair complex.
GCAGUGUUACCUUUUGCCAAUAGCUAAAAGUGAAAACGGUCACUUCUUUUUUGCAACUCGUUUCCUGUAAACAGCUGAUUUAAUGUUGUCUAACAAACUAUUUUAACGUGUUUCGGUUAAUUCGGACUUUCGUUUCAUUUGACAGAACACGUUAUCUUGCAUGUCGCAGGUAGCAACGAUGACUUUUUAAAAGCGUUUUCUAUUUACUACAGAAAAUGUGACCAAAUGUAAAAACAAGCGAGGGCAGCAUGAUCAAGAGUUUGCCCAAAGAGGUUAGAGAGAAACUUCGUUCCGGUGUCGCCAUUCCGUCGCUGCAGCAGUGCGUGGAGGAGCUCAUCCUGAACAGCAUCGAUGCCGGUGCGACCUGUGUGGGCGUCCGGAUGGACAUGGAAGCAUUUAAAGUUCAGGUGAUCGACAACGGCUCUGGGAUAACUGCCGAGGACCUGGAGUGUAUUGGGAAUCGAUACUGCACAAGCAAGUGCAGCUCUGUUGAAGACCUGGACAACCUGAGAUGGUAUGGUUUCAGAGGAGAAGCCUUGGCAAGUUUAGUAUCUUUAGCCACACUUGUUGAAAUCUCAUCCAGGACCAGGCUGUCGGUAAAAACACACGUCAAACUAUUCAAGGAUGGCAAGGGCUUGGAUGUCUUUGAAGCUGAGACUGUUCGACCAUCCGCGGGGACAACUGUUGUCAUUUGUAACUUCUUUUACAACAUGCCAGUCCGGAGGAAGAGGGUUGAUGGUGUCCUGGAGGGUGAGCGGAUCAGACACAGGGUCGAAGCCAUUUCUUUAAUGCAUCCUUCUGUGUCCUUUACCCUGAAGAAUGACUGCACGGGCACCAUGAUGGUGCAGCUUCCCAAAGCCAGAAACACCUACCACAGGUUUGUUCAGAUACACAGCCUUGCACGGGCAGAGAAACUGGCAGAAGUCAGCUACACACACAAGCAGUUUGAAGUGGGUGGUUAUAUUGGCAAAGAAGGCCACUACAAUAACAGUUUACAGUACUUGUACGUGAAUGACAGGCUGCUGUUGAAAACCCACAUCCACAAGCUGCUUAACUUCCUCCUACGCAGAUUGAGCAGCUCAAACCAGAAGAAUGAAGCUCCUGAUGGAACUUCUGUCCUUCGGAGUCCAAAGCAUAAACGAAACCAUGAGCAAAACGGAGUAUACAUCAUUAAUAUCAAAUGUUCCUACUCGGAGUAUGACAUUUGUCUUGAGCCUGCCAAAACUCUGAUAGAGUUCAAAGACUGGGAUGGUGUUUUGCUUUGUGUCGAAGAAGCAGUCAAAGCUUUUCUGAAGCGGGAGAACUUGGUGUCUUCUCAGGAUGACUUGGACUGUGUGUCUUCAGAAGUCUGUGUUCCUGACAAAACGGAAAAUCAAAGUAUCAAAGCUGGCCAAGCGGCUCCUGGUACUUCCAGCACUGACUGUGGCAUAGAAAUGAAGCUGGCGUCGGUAUCUGUUCAUCGCAAAAGUGCAGACGACGGUGUUUGCCGUGAGUCUGGUCUGAUGGAGCGCAGAGCCGAUGAGGCGGAUCAACUUGAGCAGGAAGGAACAUCUGUUCACGAAUCUCAGAGGACUCUGCAGUGUGAUCUAAAGUCUGCAUCUCCAAAUGCACACGAUGAAGAGGAGCUAACUUUCAGUCAGUCUGGUGAAGGCUCUGGAACUGCACAAACGCCAGAUAGUCAAGAAUGUGCGCUCUUGCAGGAAAAAGAGACACAGUUGAUUGAUAAAACCGCAACCUGCGAGACAAAUUCAAGACGCAGCUUCGUACGUGCUGUUCAGUCUGAUUUAGACUGCAGUAAGGAAAAGAUGCAAUCUCCAGAUGGACAUGAACAAAGUUUUGUAAGUGACAGGAAGAUCGGUUUGUCUGAUCCAUACAUUCACAAAAGUCUGCAGAUCCGGGACCACUUCCAAACUAAUUACAACGAACGAACCUCAAAACGCAAAAACACUCUGGAAGCGGAUAACAACGGAGCUUCUCAGAAACUAUACGUUCCCUUUAAGAUUCCCAGAAUCCUCUCUUGCCAGAAACUGUCAACAUCUCGGGAGCUUGGAUCGCUCGACAAGUUCAGACGAACGUUUGUUAAACAUUCUGAACUGAAGUUACUUCAUCCUCGUUUACAGAAUUAUGGUGAACGUCCUCCCAUUAACAGUUUCGCUAACAAUCCAGAGACUAUAUCUGUUUGUGAGGACAAUCGAGCCACGGGAACAAGGGAGGAAGAGAGGACACCGAACAGCUCCCAAAGACCGCUGACCCUCUCAGACGUCAAAGAUCAGAGAAAAGGUCAAAUGUCAUUAACGGCUAAACUUUGCAAUUUGAAGCAACAAAAGACAGAAAAUGUCUCCCGGCACGUUUAUAAUGAUGAACUUGAGCAGAGACAUGAUAAUCAGUGUUCCCAGGACCCUGAAGAUCAAGUUGACCCAGGGUUGGACAGUUGUAAUAAUCCUCAAAUGAACCAAAAGGAGGAAGAUCACUGGCUUCAUCACUACGACGCAUCUAUUGGAAAGAUUGUUUAUGUCAACAGGAUGACCGGCCUCAGCAGAUAUGAAGACCCGGCUGUGCAGGAAACUCAAGUACGCUGCACAUCUGACGUCACCAACAUGGCGGUCAGCGUCAUCUCUGAGAUGGGGGUGGAGUACAGGUGUUACCCAUUUCAGGUGGAUUCAGUUUUGCCUUUCCUGCCUAAAUCCAGGCCAGAAAGAGUGAUUAGCGCAGGGACUGACAGUAGAGAUGAUGCUGGUGACCACUCCAACUCCCUUUCUUCUUUGUACUCCAAAUGGAAGAACCCCGUGUUUGUUCUGCCUCCUGCAGUGGGCGUGGACAUUUCCAGCAGACAAGCUGAAGGGCUGGCUGUGAAGAUCCACAACAUCCUUUUUCCGUAUCGUUUUUCUAAAGCCAUGAUUCACUCGAUGAAGGUGAUCCAUCAAGUGGAUGCAAAGUUUCUUGCGUGCCUCAUCAACACCAGAGAUGGAGAUUCCGCUGCAGGCUGUGAGACUGAAGGAAACCUUUUGGUACUGGUGGACCAGCAUGCAGCUCACGAGAGGGUUCGACUUGAACAUUUAGUUGCUGAUUCAUAUGAGGAGGACCCUGAUGUUCACGGGGAGAGACGUCUGUGCUCAUCCACUAUUUUGCCGCCUCUGAAGAUCAGCAUAACCGAGGAGGAGCUGCGACUCCUCAGGUCUUGUCAGCAGCGUCAUCUGAGGAGUUUGGGUCUGGAAGUUUCUUUCUCUGAGACGGCAGCUCCUCACGUGUUUGUGGGGAUGGUUCCACUUUGCUUUAUGGAAAAAGAGAGUAACGAGCUUCGGCGGGGGCGAUCGUCGGUCAUCAAGCCUAUUGUUGAGGAAUAUCUUCGAGAACAGAUUGAGCUUCUUCGCUCUGCAGGCAGAGUAAAAGGAACGUUGCCUCUCACCGUUCUCAAAGUGCUUGCUUCACUAGCGUGCCACGGGGCCAUCAAAUUCAACGACACUCUGAGCAGAGAUGAAUGUUGCAGCUUGGUAACGUCCUUAUCUUCAUGCCAGCUGCCGUUCCAGUGCGCCCACGGCCGUCCCUCCAUCGUUCCGUUGGUGGAUAUCCUCCAUUUGGACAACGACCAGAAGGAUGUCCACAAACCCAACCUGAAAAAGCUGAGAAGAAUGUAUAAAGCGUGGAAGUUGUAUGGAAAUAAUUAAAACGAAUGUGUGCUUUUAACGUUCCACGUGGUUCUCUGUGAAAAUAACAAAUCCUAACUCGUACAUCAGCCAGAUUAUUCUAAAGUUUUAAAAAGGAAGCAUUUUUUUAAAACAACCAACCUGUAUCACUCAUUAAAAAUGCAAUUUUGCUAAAACAAACAGAAAAAAGUGGAUUUCAUUGUGAUCCAUCAUCUGAAAUAAGUCUCAUAGUGAUGAAGUGCUGAGAAGCAGCUGUGUGUUGGCGGGGUCUGUUUGCAAAAGAGGAAGAAUUUUACGGUGGCAUUUUGGCAACCUUAGCUGCUGUUUUUUACAGUGUAGGUCAAUUAUAAUUUUAAAAAAAUCAUAUUUUUAUCGGUUAAAAGGUGAGUUAUUUCUAAUAAAAGAGAAAUUUGGUUUAGAAGAGAGUCAAGCCCACGUUCGGCCAUUUGUUAUUAGAAACUUGUUCUAACUCUGCUAAAGGAAAUAAAUAUUUCUCAUUUCCCCCUGACGCAAUUAAACACAUCACAAAUAUAAACACAAGAAGCCCUGGUUUAACACAUCCUCAGCUUUCACUUUGUUUCAGAUUCCUUUUCUCAUCCACGUUUCUGCUGCUUCCGGGCAGCUGUUCUGGGAGGAGAGGAUGCUGAUGAUGAUCGGCUCUCCCUCCUCCUCUCUUCUUGUCUCCUUCCUCCACACUUCCGGGUCAUGCCACGUGACUUCACCACCCCCACAAGUCUGGGGUUCGUGAUGGAGAAAUGGGGCAGAAAAGUGGGAGGGACGCCACAGUGCGAUUGCUUGAGUGGGCGUGUCCUUACAGACGAUUCAAUCUCUUAUGUCUCUUUUUAUUAUUACCUAUUUUAAUUAUUACAGAUUUGUUUUUAUCAUCAUCAUUAAAAACGACUGAAAGCUG